AUGUCCCUCCAUCUCGAGUCAAUCCCCGAGGGUCAACGCGUGGGAGAAUGGCGAACCUCAUUUGGAACCAUACAGGAAUCCUGUCUGAUGAGGUAUUUCAUCGAAGAACUCUCUCCCUGGUUUGAUCAUUGUGAUGACCGUCGACAUUUUCAACUGGAGGUGCCUCGCCGUGCCCGUCACUGUCCUACUCUUCGGAACGCGAUUUGUGCAGUGGCCGCACGUCAUUUAUGCCGUCUUCCAAAAUACAAGACUUCUCAUGGCAUUGUAUACUGUGGCCAAUCACUUCCAAACUUGAAGAAUUCAAGUGCCCUCGAGUACAUGUUGAAGUGCAUUCCAGAUCUCAUUCAAUUCCCCAAGACACAAGAUCCUACCCAUCAAGAGAACAUCAUGGCAGCCACUGUGAUACUACGCCAGUACGAAGAGAUGGAUGAAGAAAUGGACGAAGGCGAUAUUAAUGGAAAUUACCAGGUUGAUGGAAGAGUCAAUUUUCUGGCGAUCACACAAACCAUCAUAGACUCUAUGAUUGCGUCCCCUCUCGACCAGUCUCUGGCGAAGGCGGCAUAUUGGAUCACUGUGCGACAAGAGAUCUACUACGCCUUGACAAGAGAGACUGUUCCGCACCUACGCUUUGAUUCGGAUCUUUGGCAAAGCACCGCUGUGGCCAAUCAUAUGAUUCUAUUUGCGGGGGAGGUUGCCACUUGGCGCUGGGGGCAGCAGUUACGAGAGGAUUGGGCGCAGCUCAAGUUAAAAGAGCAGCAGCUUGUGCAUGAUUCAAUCGGAGAACUUGAGCCAAUCCUUGAGCUUAAAGCGGACCGAACGAAAGGAGAAAUAUUCCCUACCACCUGGUACAGCUUUGACAUCCAGGUUACGGCAAUCCAACACUUUAGACUUGCCCAGAUGAUCUUGACAGGAGAAAAUCCUCACCUUGAAAACGCAACUCGUGCUAUACAUCGAAAGACAGAGGCUCAGGUUCGAUCAAUCGUGUUAGAUAUAUGUGGAAUCGCCAUGAACCAUCCUCGAGUACAGCCUGCGCUCGUCAAUGCAGUGAUUGCGACCACUUUAUAUGGCGAAUACUUUACGGACCCGGUGGAACGAGAUGCCUUGGUAGGCAUCAUCAAUAAAACCAAAGAUAUACAUGCCUGGCCGAUGAGGAAGCCCUACCAAACAGUCCAGCGACGAUGGGAAUUGAUGGAUAGCGCAGAAAUAUAG
Penicillium odoratum is the source of this 1209-nucleotide messenger RNA. RefSeq lists its product as uncharacterized. Lineage: Eukaryota; Fungi; Ascomycota; Eurotiomycetes; Eurotiales; Aspergillaceae. The record is from RefSeq and is a predicted model, not a curated record. Gene Ontology annotation, cellular component: nucleus. The coding region runs from base 1 to 1209 and encodes 402 amino acids. The transcript is spliced from 5 exons. Gene Ontology annotation, biological process: positive regulation of transcription by RNA polymerase II. Gene Ontology annotation, molecular function: DNA-binding transcription factor activity; transcription cis-regulatory region binding.